Molecule: messenger RNA, 1242 nt
Organism: Anopheles marshallii
Lineage: Eukaryota; Metazoa; Arthropoda; Insecta; Diptera; Culicidae
Gene: Idh
Product: isocitrate dehydrogenase [NADP] cytoplasmic
Exons: 1
Coding region: 1-1242 (413 amino acids)
Biological process (GO): isocitrate metabolic process
Cellular component (GO): cytosol; mitochondrion; peroxisome
Molecular function (GO): isocitrate dehydrogenase (NADP+) activity; NAD binding; magnesium ion binding
Source: RefSeq, a predicted model, not a curated record
AUGGCGUCGAAAAUUAAGGCCGGUCCAGUGGUGGACAUUCUGGGCGAUGAGAUGACCCGUAUCAUCUGGGACUCGAUCAAGGAGAAGCUGAUCCUACCCUUCCUAGACAUCGAGCUGCACACGUACGAUCUUGGAAUGGAACAUCGCGAUGCGACGAACGAUCAGGUGACGGUCGACUGUGCGGAAGCGAUCAAGCGCUUCAAUGUUGGAAUCAAGUGCGCCACGAUCACGCCGGACGAAGCGCGCGUAGAGGAGUUCAAGCUGAAGCAAAUGUGGCGCUCUCCUAACGGUACGAUCCGUAACAUUCUCGGCGGUACCGUGUUCCGUGAGGCGAUCAUUUGCAAGAACGUGCCACGGUUGGUGCCGGGCUGGGAGAAGCCCAUCAUAAUCGGUCGCCACGCUCACGGCGAUCAGUAUAAGGCGACCGACUUUCUGGUGCCCGGCCCUGGCAAGCUGGAGAUGAAGUUUACCCCGGCCGAUGGUGGCGAACCGCAGACGUACGUCGUGAACGAAUACAAGAGCCCGGGUGUAGCAAUGGGCAUGUACAAUCUGGAUGAUUCGAUUCGGGACUUUGCUCAUUCCUCGUUCAAGGUUGCGGUGGAUCGCAAGUUCCCGCUAUAUCUUAGCACCAAGAACACAAUCCUGAAGAAAUACGAUGGACGGUUCAAGGACAUUUUCCAGGAAAUUUACGACAAGGACUACAAGAAGCAGUUCGAAUCGCUCGGCAUCUGGUACGAGCAUCGGUUGAUCGAUGAUAUGGUUGCGUACUGCAUGAAGGCCGAAGGUGGCUUUGUGUGGGCCUGUAAGAACUACGACGGCGAUGUUCAGUCGGACACGGUUGCCCAGGGUUUUGGUUCGCUCGGUCUAAUGACAUCGGUGCUGGUGUGUCCAGAUGGACGCACGGUAGAGUCGGAGGCUGCGCACGGUACAGUCACGCGGCAUUACCGCCAACAUCAACAGGGUAAGGAAACGUCUACCAAUCCGAUUGCGUCGAUCUUUGCUUGGACGCGCGGUCUGUUGCACCGUGCCAAGCUGGACGAUAAUGCCGAGCUGAAGCGAUUCGCAGAAACACUCGAGAAGGUGUGCAUCGAUACGAUCGAGUCGGGUUUCAUGACCAAAGAUUUGGCUAUCUGCAUAAAGGGCAUGGCCAAUGUGAAGCGCUCUGAUUACAUGGAAACGUUCGAGUUUAUGACUAAGCUUGGUGAUAAUCUGCAGGCGGCCCUUACGCAGAGCCGGCUGUAG